AUGUCAAAUUUUUUGGUUUCUACUUGUUCAUCACCAUUAGCACUUGAUGAAAAUAAUAGCACCAAGCAAGAUCAUGUGAUCCGCAAUACUGUCACUUUCCAUUCUAGCAUUUGGGGGGAUCAAUUUCUUACAUAUGAUGAGAAAGAUGAUUUAGUUGCGGAGAAACAACUUGCUGAAGAGCUCAUAGAAGAAACAAGAAAAGAGCUAAUCAUCACAACUUCGAGCCAUGAACCCAUACAACAUAUGAAGCUCAUACAACUCAUUGAUGCAGUCCAACGCCUUGGUGUUGCCUAUCAUUUUGAAAAGGAGAUCGAGGACGCCUUGCAACAUGUCUAUCGUACAUAUGGCCAUCAGGGGAUACACAAUAAUAACGACCUACAAAGUAUUUCCCUUUGGUUCCGAAUCCUAAGACAACAAGGCUUCAAUGUUUCAUCAGAAAUAUUCAAGAAUCAUAUGGACGAGAAGGGGAACUUGUUUAGUAAUGACGUUCAAAGCAUGCUUGCUUUGUACGAAGCAUCGUAUAUGAGGGUGGAAGGUGAAAAGGUAUUGGAUGACGCUCUCGAAUUCACUAAAACUCACCUUGCCAUCAUUGCCAAGGAUCCGUCUUGCGACUCUUCUUUAAGAACCCAAAUACAAGAUGCACUAAGGCAACCACUUCGAAAAAGGCUGCCAAGGCUAGAGGCGGUGCGUUACAUACCUAUCUACCAACAACAAUCUUCCCAUAAUCAGAUCUUACUGAAGCUCGCAAAGUUAGAUUUUAACAUGCUUCAAACAAUGCAUAAAAAGGAACUUAGCGAAAUUUGCAAAUGGUGGAAAGAUUUGGACAUGCAGAAUAAGCUACCAUUUGUCCGGGACAGAUUGAUAGAAGGCUACUUUUGGAUAUUGGGAAUCUAUUUUGAGCCUCAUCAUUCUCGCUCAAGAAUGUUCCUAAUCAAAUCAUGCAUGUGGUUAGUCGUUAUAGAUGACACAUUUGAUAAUUAUGGUACUUAUGAAGAGCUUGAGAUCUUUACGGAAGCCGUUGAAAGAUGGUCCAUAAACUGCUUGGAUAUGCUACCGGAAUACAUGAAAUUAAUAUAUAAAGAACUUGUGAUUGUUCACCAAGAAAUGGAGGAAACACUUGAAAAAGAAGGAAAAGCAUAUCACAUCCACCAUGUUAAGGAGCUGGCGAAAGAGUGUACCAGAAGCUUGCUAGUAGAAGCCAAAUGGUUAAAAGAGGGGUACAUGCCGACACUGGAUGAAUACAUCUCUAAUUCAUUGAUAACUUGUGCGUAUGCUGUGAUGAUCGCAAGAUCUUAUGUUGGUGGAGACGACAAGUUGGUUAAUGAGGAUUCAUUUAAAUGGGUGGCCACACAUCCUCCUCUAGUCAAAGCUUCAUGUUUGAUUUUAAGACUUAUGGAUGAUAUUGCUACCCACAAGGAGGAACAAGAAAGAGGCCAUGUUGCUUCAAGCAUCGAAUGCUACAUAAAGGAAACUGGUGCAACUGAGGAGGAAGCACGUGAACAUUUUUCAAAACAAGUCGAGGAUGCAUGGAAAGUUGUGAAUCGAGAGUCUCUUAGGCCUACAGCUGUCGCGUUUCCACUCGUCAUGCCUGCAAUCAACCUUGCACGUAUGUGUGAUGCGCUUUAUAAAGGCAACCACGAUGGUUAUAAUCAUGCGGGGAAAGAAGUGAUACAAUACAUCAAAUCCCUCCUUGUUCACCCUUUAAUUUAGUUAGUGGUUUAAGGUUCUUCCGGUCUUGGAUGACGUUUAACUUGGUGUUUUUCAAAUAAGGAGCCAUUGUGAUAUAUAAUGUGUUACAACUUUAUUUUGUCUGAGUUGUUUUGGUGGUUUACAAGUUUGAUGUAUGAGACACAUUUUUAUGCAAUGAAAUUAUGAUCAAUUACUG
Messenger RNA from Cynara cardunculus var. scolymus (artichoke), 1885 nucleotides. Its product is annotated as (E)-beta-farnesene synthase-like. Gene Ontology annotation, biological process: diterpenoid biosynthetic process. Gene Ontology annotation, molecular function: magnesium ion binding; terpene synthase activity. The transcript is spliced from 7 exons. The record is from RefSeq and is a predicted model, not a curated record. The coding region runs from base 1 to 1710 and encodes 569 amino acids. NCBI's taxonomy places the organism in Eukaryota, Viridiplantae, Streptophyta, Magnoliopsida, Asterales, Asteraceae.